Messenger RNA from Syzygium oleosum, 1720 nucleotides. RefSeq names its product protein CIA1. Gene Ontology annotation, molecular function: protein binding. Gene Ontology annotation, cellular component: cytosolic [4Fe-4S] assembly targeting complex. The transcript has 10 exons. The coding region runs from base 309 to 1361 and encodes 350 amino acids. The record is from RefSeq and is a predicted model, not a curated record. Gene Ontology annotation, biological process: iron-sulfur cluster assembly. NCBI's taxonomy places the organism in Eukaryota, Viridiplantae, Streptophyta, Magnoliopsida, Myrtales, Myrtaceae.
CAGAGAGUGGAAAAACAAAAGAAGGAAAAAGGAGGCAGGGAAAGUGUCACUUCUCUUUGUUUCUCUUUUUCUCCGGGAAAUCCGACACGCCAUGUCGCAAUAAUUCAAAGACACGUUCGCUCCACGCUCCCCCCCACCGUCAGAUCAGUCCUCCGCCCGCCCCCCAUCGGACCGCCACCACCUCCUCCUCCUCACUGCGGCGGCGCGUACUCACCCGCCGCCUCGCGAGCUCCCCCACCCUCCCCCGGUCGCCGGAAGUCCGAUCGUUCGACGACCCGCCCCUCGAUCUCCCGCUCCGUCGGUGGCCGAUGGAGUCGCACGACGGCGAGUGGUCGCUCAAGGAGCUGCAGAAGCUGGAGGGCCACGCCGAUAGGGUGUGGAGCGUAGCGUGGAACCCGGCCACCGGCGCGGCCGGCGUCCCCGCGAUGCUCGCCUCCUGCAGCGGCGACAAGACGGUCCGCGUCUGGGAGCAGAACCCCUCGUCUUCCUCGUGGUCCUGCAAGGCGGUUUUGGAUGAGACGCACACUAGGACUGUUAGGUCUUGUGCUUGGUCGCCUUCGGGGAAGUUAUUAGCCACUGGGAGCUUCGACGCCACCACUGCGAUUUGGGAAAAUGUUGGGGGUGAUUUCGAAUGUGUUUCUACAUUAGAGGGUCAUGAAAAUGAAGUCAAAAGCGUGUGUUGGAAUGCGUCAGGGUCCUUACUUGCGACAUGUGGCCGAGAUAGAUCUGUUUGGAUUUGGGAAGUGUUGCCAGGGAAUGAGUUUGAGUGUGCCUCAGUGUUGCAAGGACACACACAAGAUGUGAAGAUGGUCCAGUGGCACCCAACCAUGGAUAUACUCUUUUCUUGUAGCUAUGACAACACUAUUAAGAUUUGGGCAGAGGAUGGUGAUGAUGACUGGCAUUGUGUUCAAACCAUAAGUGAAGCUAAUGGUGGUCAUACAUCUACCGUUUGGGCUCUUUCCUUUAACACUGCUGGAGACAAAAUGGUUACGUGUAGUGAUGAUCUCACGAUAAAGAUAUGGGAGACAGACAGCAGAAAGAUGAUGUCUGGUGAUGGCUAUGCACCUUGGAGUCAUCUCUGCACUCUCUCUGGUUACCAUGAUCGAACCAUCUUUUCUGUUCAUUGGUCCAGGGAAGGAAUUAUCGCCACUGGGGCUGCAGAUGAUGCUAUCCGAUUUUUUGUUGAGAGUAAAGAUGGUUCAGUUGAUGGACCUUCACACAAAAUGAUUCUAAGAAAUGAAAAGGCCCAUGAUAUGGAUGUGAACUCAGUAAGGUGGAGCCCCGGUGAAAACCGCUUUCUUGCAUCUGCAAGUGACGACGGGAUGGUAAAAAUAUGGGAGCUUGUGCCUGUGAUUGGAUAGCUAUGUAUCACACUGUCGGUGAAUUUCCAUAGGUAUCAUGUCAUAGUUAUGUAAAAAGCUCUCCAAAAUGUUCAAACCUUAGAAGAAAUAUAUAGAGUUUCAUUUCAAAUGUCUCGCCUUGGGAUAAGAGAAUGCCGUUGAUCAGAUUUUACCCAAGUUUGGCCAGGGAGAAAAACAGAGAUGAGAAUGAAGAUGAGGAAAAUUUGUGCUUGUAGCCCAGCUGAAGGGAUGUCUUUGGGUGCACGGUUUCGGGGAGAAUUUUUCCCCCUGUUCUGCCAUUUGCUGGGUUCUCUUCUAGUUUGGCUGUGUAAACCAUACAUAUAUUCUGCAGUCAACAGACUAAUCAAAAUUUUGUGGGA